This is a messenger RNA of Danio rerio (zebrafish), 1325 nucleotides long. NCBI's taxonomy places the organism in Eukaryota, Metazoa, Chordata, Actinopteri, Cypriniformes, Danionidae. The record is from RefSeq.
AACAAGACCUUUAUUAGUGUAGACCAGUCAACUUUCCUCAUUUCUGCGUUUUCCACCAGAGGAGACAAAGGAACAGAUCUACAGUGGUUGAAGUCCAGCAGACGUGAUGCAGGCUCUGUGGCCUUUGCUGCUGUCUGCUUUUCCGGCUUUGCUGGGAGCUUCAUCACUGUUUGUGGAAAAGGAAAGCAGUGGUUCGAGGAUCUGUAAACCUGCCCCGCAGUGGGAGAUCGAUGGCAAGACUCCCAUGAAGGAACUUCUGGGAAAUGUAGUCGUCGUAGCUCUGCUUAAAGCCAGCUGACAUUUCUGUCUGACGCAGGCAGCCAGGCUGGGAGACCUGCGUGACAAGCUGGCUAAUGGAGGACUGACUAACAUUUCAUUCAUGGUUGUGAAUGAGCAGGACUCUCAGUCCAGAGCCAUGUACUGGGAGCUGAAAAGGAGGACAGCUCAGGACAUCCCGGUGUACCAGCAGAGCCCACUGCAAAAUGACGUCUGGGAGAUCCUGGAGGGAGACAAGGAUGAUUUCUUAGUGUAUGACAGAUGUGGAUACCUCACCUUUCACAUUGUCCUGCCAUUCAGUUUUCUUCACUACCCUUAUAUAGAAGCUGCCAUCAGGGCUACAUAUCACAAAAACAUGUGCAACUGCUCACUAAAUGCCAACUUUUCCAUAUCAGAAAGCUCUGACAGCACCAAAAAUGAGCCCGCAGGAGAAAACAACCAGCGGCCCAACAGUACAGAGCCAGUAACUGCUGCUCAUCAUCAUCAUCAUCAACAACAUGAGCCUCAUCAUCAUCAUAAUCCAUAUCCAAAUAACCAUAAAAAAUCAGGCGAUUCAGAUGUGACCGGGAAACCAAAGGAGCCAACCCAUCAUUCUCAUCAAGAACAUGUUCACAACCACAGAUUUUACACAGUUUUUAGUUUUAUUAUUUUAUUUUAUAUAAUGUUUUUUUUUUUUGUAAAUAUAUGGAGCUGCUCUUGUGUCAGAACUUCAUAUUUACCUCAGAGGGGGGUAUUCGGUUGUCUUCAGUGUAUUUUUGUUCUUAAUGAAGUGUACACUUUAAACCUGAGACAGGGGUCUGUAUGCGGAUGCUGAACACAGGAGUCAUUUAUUUACACUAAACUUCUGAUUUCCCCCCUUUUUGGGAAAAUGUGAUUGUGCUGAACUAAGUGGUUGCUUGGAUUAUUAUGUUAACAGCCUUUUCUUUACUAAUAUGUUGUUUGAUAUGUUAAGUUAAUGUAAACAGCCAAAAAUGGUGUAAGAUAUGCAAAGAGCUGUAAAAUAAAUACAUACAUGUUACUAAAUAUUAAUUAAAAAACUAUGUAAUGUC